Molecule: messenger RNA, 999 nt
Organism: Epithele typhae
Lineage: Eukaryota; Fungi; Basidiomycota; Agaricomycetes; Polyporales; Epitheliaceae
Exons: 2
Coding region: 1-999 (332 amino acids)
Source: RefSeq, a predicted model, not a curated record
AUGGACAAGCUACCGAUUGAACUCCUCACCCUCAUUGCCAUCUUCGCCUGCACCGACGGCGGACCCACCGGCUGCGCCCUCUCCCUCGUCUCCAAGCGCAUCCGCGAUGUCACUCGCCCCGCCCGCUUCUUCACCGUUUGCGUCUUCAGCGACCCCGCCAAAAUCGACCAGUUCCUGCGCUGCUAUGAAGCGGAGCGCGCCCGCGCGACCGACGCCCUCCCCCGCGUCCGCCACCUCUGCCUUUCCCUCAUGCGCACCGGAAACCAGGCUGGCCCUGGCGCGGGUCCGACGCGCAUGCCUCUGGCCCCCACCUCGACGCAGCCGCCGACGACCCGCGAAGAGUUCCUCGCCGCAAUGCAGCGCAAGACCCAGCAGUGGCGGUCCGCCCAGGACAGCCUCGACGAGCAGUACAACCGCGUCGUCCCCGCCCUCAUCCGCGCCGUCGCCCCGGACGUGCGCACCUUCGCGCUCGUCCAGGCCCAGUGGCGCUCCGCGACCGUCGUCCGCUGCCCGUUCCCUCCUUGCGGGAGUUCACGGUCGUCGGCGGCGACCCGAGCUUUCUCCCCUUCGCCUUCGCGCCUGCGGGCGGCUCCUCUACCCCGCUCUGCGCAGGCUCCAUCACAUUCUCGCGUUCGUGGGAGGGAUGUGGACUUCACGCAGUGGGCGGCACACGCACCGAAUGUGACGCACUUGCGGGUGUCGCGGCUGGGGGCCCUUCCGCGCAUCACCGUCGACUCCCUGAACACGGUUAUGAAAGACCAAGACGAGUGCCCAUACUUCCCUAAGCUCGAACACGCCAUGAUCGAGCCUCACCAAGCACCUCCAGCCCCCGGCACCAAGCUGGAGCAGUCGCCACGGCGCACCUCGUGUUCCGGGACUUCCUCGCAUACCUCGACCGCAUGGCAGAUCGGGCGCGAAUCCGCCUCGAGGUCAUGCCUCCCCUUGCAGAUCCACCUAAGCCACCUCCGGGAAUGGAUCCUCAUCACAUGUGCAUCUUGA